AUGAUUAUAUUUGACACGAGAAGAAGAGAGAAACGGGGAAUAUUUCCACUUCUCAGCCGACACAAGACAGACACAUUGUUCAAAAUUGGCUCGCCGGGCCCUUCGAUCCGGUCGUCCGGAGGGGCGGUGGCCGGAGUGGGAAAUGGGAGGACGAUCCCGCUGAAGCUGAGGCUCGGCAAGAAGAGCGGCAGAUACGACCUAUCGCAAGAUGUCUACGUGCUGGCCGUAAAUAUCGGGGAUAAACCGGUGAUACAAUGUACGCUGAGUACGGAGAGUACGGCACGAGAAUGUAUCGAAUAUAUACAACAGAAGAGAGGGCUGCAACAGAUCCACAUGUUCGGCCUGCGGUUCCAGAUGCGCUCACAAGAUCCGGAUGAACGCAUCUUUCGCUGGGUGGAAAUGGAUCGGCCGUUGAGGAAGCAGCUCGAAAAAUGGGGUUGCAAACCACGUCAAGUGCAGCUGGCAGUACUCUACCAUACGCCCAACCCAUUCAUUCUCACCGACCCGAUGGCUAGAUCGUACUACUUUCUGCUAAUGAAACUCGACGUCGUUGAGGGCCGACUCACAAUGGAUAUGGAGAAUUAUAUCGGUUUAGCCGCCCAUAGUUUACAAGCGGAAUACGGUGACUACGAUAAGGAAUCGAUGACGAUCGACUAUAUGCAGACGAUUCCGCUAUUGCCGAAGCAAAUCUGCCGCAGCGCCACCAUCCUCGAGAGCUUGCUGAUGAAAGUCCUGCAGCUGUACGAAACGCUCCGUGGGAUGUCCUGCGACAAGGCCGCGAUUUUGUACAUUGUCGGGGUGAUCCAUUGCGAAGGAUAUGGAGAGGAAUACUUCAAAGCUAAGGAUGAAGAUAGUUCCGAAGUGAAGCUAGGCUACUCCCCAAAAGGGAUCGUGGUUAAAGUCUACGGUGCCCCGGUGAAAUACGAAUGGGAAAAAGUGAAGGGAUUCGCCGCCCAUAAACGCCAUCUACAAAUCAAAACCCGCGACCUGGUCGUGGAGUACAGCUUGGAAGACGCCGAGUGGGCCCGGUACGUGUGUAUGGUAUUGGAAUGGCAGCUACAUUACGCAACGCAUAAAGCACCUGAGGAAAGGGAUGUCGAGAAUGAUAUCACCGAUUUGCAGCCAAAAAGCUCUCACCUCAACGCCUCACAAGUCGAUUUACUGCAUGCCCGCCGUGCCUCCAGCUCGAUAAACAUCCACUCGACUCAUUCCCUUCACAAACCCUCCUCUACCUCACUCACCAAUGUACAUUCCGUCAAUAAUCACGAUAAAAACCGUCCGAUCCUGUCAUCUGUCAGCUUCCGAGAUCCCGUUACGGUUUCCGUAACACCCGAGCGGCCCCGCGCCGCCACGGCCGCUAUUUUGCCCUCUCCGCUUUCUUCUACGUAUUCGGAUGCGUUCCCCACGUGGCACCGUAAUAUCAUCGAGGACCGGAAUGCGGCUUAUAAAGCAUACCUGCCAAACGCCGUCGAAAUCGAGCCGCUGAAGCCGUUCGUGAGCGCGGUCCGGGCGAAGGAUGGCGUCCAGAGGAAGAUCCUUGGCUCUACGCCAGAAAUGCGGCAGCUCGGCACAAGAAUGGAGGGCAACCACGAGCAGCUCCUCAAAUUUAUGAUGGCCCAGUUGAGCUCUGGAACCAAA
Mesorhabditis spiculigera is the source of this 1638-nucleotide messenger RNA. The record is from the annotation of a GenBank genome assembly. Lineage: Eukaryota; Metazoa; Nematoda; Chromadorea; Rhabditida; Rhabditidae.